This is a messenger RNA of Racocetra persica, 764 nucleotides long. Lineage: Eukaryota; Fungi; Glomeromycota; Glomeromycetes; Diversisporales; Gigasporaceae. The record is from the annotation of a GenBank genome assembly.
UGUUACUGCUAAAAUUGUCAUUGUAACUAUCAAAGGAUUUUCUGCGACUUCUACGUUGGAUGUGCAACAUGCAGAUACUUCGUGCUAUUUGCAACAUUCUCCAAUGGUUGAUAGAAAUGUUGAUUAUUCCUCUUCUUACUCUCUGCCGAAUUCUCUGCCGAAUAGCAACCAUCAUCACGAUCCUAGUGCCCAUCAUGUUCAUCCUUUACAUCGAGAAUACAGGUGCAAUUGUAUUUCAUGUGGUCAUUAUGAAUUUAAAAGUGAAUCUUCUCAGGAAGAUCCUAUUACUGCUCGUUUAAAUUCCCUUGGUAUUUCUCAAGAUAAUAAUGACUAUCCGAAACGCCGAAAGCUGUCAAUUUCAGAAAAGACUUCUUAUGAUUAUAGGACAACGUUGCCACCAUUGAUGGAACACUCUAACUCUCUUUCGCAUACACAUGAUCAGUCUGUUUGUACGAAUGCUACAUUCGAUUAUUCAUCACAAUGUACUGUUUCAAAUGGUCACACGAAUCACACGAAUGCACCUAUAUCUUCUCAGCUAUCUCCUGUUUAUCCAUCUUACCAUCCCAAUUCUCGAUCUCCCCUUUCAAAAAUACCACCAAUAAGAUCCCGCACAUUACCAUCAUCAUAUAUCAGCUCGCAACAACAACAUCACCAAUUACCAACUCCACGAACAUCAAUCGAUGCACAAUUAACGCAAUAUCCCAGAAAAUCCUUUGAUAGUUACAAUGACAAUUUUAGCAGUAACACUAGUGACAAUAAUAAUA